Molecule: messenger RNA, 1407 nt
Organism: Ostrea edulis (European flat oyster)
Lineage: Eukaryota; Metazoa; Mollusca; Bivalvia; Ostreida; Ostreidae
Product: di-N-acetylchitobiase-like
Exons: 7
Coding region: 64-1176 (370 amino acids)
Biological process (GO): chitin catabolic process; carbohydrate metabolic process
Cellular component (GO): extracellular region
Molecular function (GO): chitinase activity; chitin binding
Source: RefSeq, a predicted model, not a curated record
UACACCGUUCUUCCUACGAAUCGGUAUGAAAUUAACUGUACACCGUUCUUCCUACGAAUCGGUAUGAAGAAGACGGUGUUUGUGUGUGUUCUUUCACUGUUCGUCAUUGUUAUUGACAUAGUUGAAAGUGUAUGUCCCUGUGAAACUAAGCAACAGUGUGAGGUCAUUAAGGAUGCUAAGCGAAAGGAGGUUUUUAUAUUCUCGUUGGACAAGAGAGAAGAGAAAUGGAGCCGUUACGAUUGGUCCAAAGUGACCACAGUUGUCAUGGUAGGAUACAUCAAUCUAGAUCUCAUGUGUUUAGCCCACAAACACGGAGCAAGAGCGGUUCUGAUAGCCAACUAUCCAAAGGCUAAUCUAACCAACCCAGAUCAAAGAGACAAAUGGGUGAAAGAUAAUUUAAAUACUGUCCAAAAGAAUUACCUUGAUGGUAUAAACAUCGACUUUGAAGACUUUAUUCCGGAGAACAGAUUGGAUUUGAGAGACGCUUACACCGCGUUAGUGAAUGCUACUUUCCAGGCAUUCAAAAAAGCCAACAGAAAUUACCAGGUAACGGUAGAUGUUGCUUGGAGCCCAGAAGGAGUGGAUCAAAGAUUUUACGACUACCUGAAACUAAGUUAUGUCAGCGAUUUCCUUUUUGUCAUGUCAUAUGAUGAACAAAGUCAAAUCUACGGAGAAUGCAUCGCAGGAGCGAAUUCUGGAUACCAUAGAACAGAAUCGGGUUUCUAUAGAUACUUUGAAUUAAUGGGACCGGAUUUGUCUAAGCUAGUACUAGGAGUGCCGUGGUAUGGUUAUAUUUACCAAUGUGAAAACAUUACAGAGGAUAAUAAAUGUGCAAUAAAACAUGUUCCUUUCCGAGGUGUUGAUUGUAGUGAUGCAGCAGGCUCGGAAAUUAACUAUAGUUACAUUAUGACGUCAUUGCUGCCAAAGUCAUCAACUGGUCGCAUUUGGGAUAAGAAAACCCUUUCUCCGUACUUCAAUUUUGUAAAUAACUCAAUUACUCAUCAAAUAUGGUAUGAUGACCCGGAGAGCCUCGUUUUGAAAUACAAUAUCAGCCACUACUUCGGGUUACGAGGAGUGGGGAUGUGGAACGCUGAUGCUGUAGAUUUCCAGACGGAUCCAGAGGGCGCCAAGAAAAUGUGGGACGCCCUCCCAGCGUAUCGAAAGAUUUCACCCUGAAACACAUACUCAACACGUACAAUAGUUCUAGUUUCAUGUGUUGUAAAUAGUCAUUUUUGUUACAAAUAUAAGCAGCUGUAUUUUAUAAGACUUGUAUAUUUCAUACCGAGUUGUACUACCUGUAUGUACGUAGAGGUUUCGACCACCAUAUUUCAGAGAUAUUGGCAUAUAAACACGUGUAUAUUUAUAAAAUUUAUAAAGUUUUAUUAUAUAUUAAAUGAUCUCAAGGUU